AUGUCCAGGAAAAUCGCUUCCGGAUACGAAUGUGUUCACAGUGCGAAGUCCUCAAAACGACAGCCAGGUCGACUGGGUCAUGACGAGAGCUGUAAGGAGCGUGAGGACUGUUCAAGUGAUCGCGGACGAGCUGGAAAUCCAAAAUUUAAGAGUCGUUAUGGGUGGAAAAUUGUUUCAAAAGAUGGGAAUAAGAAGAAAAGCAUGAAAAAGACCGAGGAAAAGGACAAGAAAAGCCCGGUAGGAACAGUGGAUAUUGUCUUUCAGUUUCAUAUUUCUUAUUCCACAUCAAGCCUAUUCUUUUAAAAUCGCAGUUUCAGGCCAGUGUACCAUCAAUUUUGAACAUAGGCCCGCAAAAAUUAGACUCCUUUGAAGAGCCAGCGGUGCCCGCUCCACUUCUAUCAUUUGAUAGUAUCCUCAACGGAACCAAAAAUAUCAUCAACCUAGCCCAUGAAAAUGUAGAACGAUUGUUUCUUCAAGCCGCUUUGGGCGUUCAAAAUCUGCCUCCUGGCACGGACGAGGCCAUUACUCUGAACUACCGCGAUUUUUCCAAUUGUUCAAGCAGGAGUUUGACACCGUAAGAGGAGAGAUUAAAACACGAUUUUUGAGUCAGGGCACCAGCGGUGGUCUUAGGAAAAAAUCGAUUUUGAGAUUUUUGGCUUAAAAUAGUCGGUAGCACUUGUGGAAGAAAAGCUAAAAAUAUUUUUGCCCAAUUUUGCCCGGAAGGCAUAUUUUUUUACAAAAUACGUUUUUACACUUCAAAGCCUCUGGUGGCCGAUGUGAUCCGAUCACAGAGAUCAAACCUUGCUUACAGGGGUUUUUGACACCCAGGAAUCUGAAAAUCGUAGCAUUUUUACCGUCAGAUUACUGUAACAUGGUCAUACUGUAAUCCGGUCGAUAAAAAUCGACGAUAACUUCUUUAGAUCAAAAAUGCCACAGGAUUUUAUUGCAGAUUCGGAAUCAGCAUAAAAUUCUGCUUCGGAUACAUGUAAAAUAUGUUCAAAAUUCCGUGGCCCAACCUCUGUAGUAUAGUGGUUGUGCGCCAGGAUUAUCAAUCUGGCGACCCAGGUUCGAUUCCCGGUGGCUGCAAAUGGCAGAAAAUGGACUAUAAAAGGGCGGAAGCUUGGAAAAAAGGGAAAAUAAAUUACAGAAAAUUGAUUUUAUGCUACUUAGGACCAGUUUAAAGGUUUUUGCAAGAAUUCCGCAUAAAUUACGGUUUUUAUGGAAAACGCCUCACAGCAUUCGUAAGAUCGCCCCAAAUGGCAACUAAAGAGUUAUGGUGAAUCUACAUAACGCUUGCUAUCCAAUGUUCAUCAUAUCCGCCGAGGAAUGCAAUACAAAACAAGGUAAAACAGUUAUUUAAUUUUCAGAAGGAAGCACGCAUGUUACAGCCCCGUAGUUUAGCCUCUGUUCCUUACCAACUGAGUCUCCAUGUAGAUUUAUCAUUAGAGCGUCCACGCGCUCCGUUUUUCGUGGGAUACGCAAGACGGCCUAAGUUUUACAAGCUGUGUUAUCCCGGUGCUGUUAGGGAAUCUUAUAUGACUUUUUGUGAAUCUUAUAUGACUUUUUGGUCAAAUAUUGUUCCGUUCGAUAAACCUCGGCCGCAGCUCGCCUUCUUAAAAUCCCGAAUUUGAAAGAAAACCCAGGCUAUCCCAAAAAUUUAACGAAAUAUGCAGAAAUGGCCUUAUUUCGUAGUAGGAAGCCGCAGUAACCUCUUCUGUAAAUUUUAACCAGAUUGCUCCACUUUCCGGUAAGCUAUAAGGCGUUUUCCGUAAAAACCGUAAUUUAUGCGGAAUUCUUGCAAAAACAUUUAAACUGGUCCUAAGUAGCAUAAAAUUAAUUUUCUGUAAUUUAUUUUCCCUUUUUUCCAAGUUUCCGCCCUUUUAUAGUCCAUUUUUUGCCAUUUGCAGCCACCGGGAAUCGAACCUGGGUCGCCAGAUUGAUAAUCCUGGCGCACAACCACUAUACCACAGAGGUUGGGCCACGGAAUUUUGAACAUAUUUUACAUGUAUCCGAAGCAGAAUUUUAUGCUGAUUCCGAAUCUGCAAUAAAAUCCUGUGGCAUUUUUGAUCUAAAGAAGAUAUCGUCGAAUUUUAUCGACCGGAUUACAGUAUGACCAUGUUACAGUAAUCUGACGGUAAAAAUGCCACGAUUUUCAGAUUCCUGGGUGUCAAAAACCCCUGUAAGCAAAGUUUGAUCUCUGUGGUCGGAUCACAUCGGCCUCCAGAGGCUUUGAAGUGUAAAAACGUAUUUUGUAAAAAAAUAUGCCUUCCGGGCAAAAUUGGGCAAAAAUAUUUUUAGCUUUUCUUCUACAAGUGCUACCGACUAUUUUAAGCCAAAAAUGUCAAAAUCGAUUUUUUCCUAAGACCGGGCCCCACUACUGGCUGACGCAGUGACUCAAAAAUCGUGUUUUAAGGCUUGAAUUAGGUGUUAUGAACAUUUUUUGGUGAAAAACCCGACCGAAAAUUCCUAGUUUUGGUGAUAAGAAGAAAAAACUUUCAGUUUUAGAAUUUUUACGAAUAUUCGCCGAAAAAAGUGUGAAGUCUUCAUUUUCAGUCCAUCUUUACAUCUGAACCCAUCUUUACCACCAAAGUCACCCAAAACUUCGAAUGCCCCCAAGCCAACAAAGACUCCAUACUCAAGUCCCAGCUAUUCAUCGGAACGAAUGACCCCAAGAAUCUUGGAAUCCGGCACUCUAAAGUCAUCGUCGCCCUGUGAAACCCCCACCGACAGUUUCCUCCUAAAACCGCCUCCAAACACUCCAAAUUUCGAUGUCGUUUUCAAACCCCUAUCAGACACCAAAUCCGAUGGAUCUCUAAGAGAAACCAACGCCAAAACGGCGGCCAUGUGUAUACUACAAGGACUGGGAUUGGUGGGGAGUACGAUGAGACAUCGAAGUCCAGUGAGUAGCAUGAGAAUCAAGGUAGGGCAGAAUUGGGGUGCCCAGGAUAUUAAUAUUUUAGGCACAUGGAAUGAUGGGAGAAGACAGUACGAAUGAAGACAUUGUCCCGGUCAAAGAUGCCCGUCUGGCCAGCUUCCCAAAGGCUUAUAGGGUCUGCUUGAAUGAUGAUAAGGCGUGUCAAAAUAAAAACAACGCUUCAUCAAACAAUUCGGGCCAGAAAAUUGAAGCUCCAAAAACUUGUGCUCCAUGUAAGCAAAUUUUUUAAGUUUAAUAUUACGCUAAAUUUAUUGAAUUUGUGAUGUCUUUUCAGCGAUGAUAGCUGCCAGGACCACCGAAAAUGGCCUCGACAUCGUUGUGAAGCUAAUUCUCACGGUUGGAAAAUACAGUAAGCCAAAAUUUUAAUCUUCAUUUUUUUGUUCCAUGUAACUAACUUCAAGCUAAUGCAUUUCUGUUCCAGAGACCAAGCCAGUCCAGCUGAAAUUCCGUGAAGGCGUCGAUCGACCGGCCGAAUUACUCAUUGACGGACAGAGCGUUUGGACCGGUGAGAAAAACGGCGGGUUUUUGGCUGAGAAAAAAGACACCUGA
Bursaphelenchus xylophilus (pine wood nematode) is the source of this 3484-nucleotide messenger RNA. NCBI's taxonomy places the organism in Eukaryota, Metazoa, Nematoda, Chromadorea, Rhabditida, Aphelenchoididae. The record is from the annotation of a GenBank genome assembly.